CGUGUUUACAAUGGAAUUAAUUCGAACAAUAAAUGUUUCUAUUAUAUUGCUCCAAUCUCUUUAAACGUAGUAUCGGAUUCUGAGUGUGUGUGUAGUGCCUGGAUCAAUUGCGUGUGACUUGAAGAAAAUCCAAAGUUUGUGCAAUGUGGCAACACGAAAUUGUGAUCUCCAGCAGUCGAAUUUUGGUGGCGUCUACCGGGGUAUAAAUGGUCAAUGAGGGCACAGGAAACACCUCACUGCCUACGACAGAGAGCCAUAAUAGGCCUGGCCACGGGGCUCGCCUUCUCCAUGUGGGUCGGCUUCGGCGUCCCCCGGCCAGACGCAGUAAGGCUGCCCACCAGGAGGGACGGCUGCGACUUCAACAUUACGGCCACACCGCCGCCACCCACCCAGGACUCCAGCGAGUACUUCUACCUGCACUGCGUGUCGUACCUGUGGGUCGUCGUGCUGGGAUUCCUGCUGACACUCAUCGUGGGUGGCGGGUGUCGCCUGCGAGGGGGACCGCAGCAUGCCGCCGCCAGACCCCGACCUCUUCGUGCCGCCAGUCCGGUGGGCACUGCUCGCGAGGAGAGGGCGCAGGGUGCUGAUUUGUGGGUUCCCAGCCUGAGACAUUCCAGCCUUCCCUACAGAGGCUGCAACAACUUGGUCUAUUUAUUUUCUAGUUUUGUAAAAAAGGAAAAAAUUAUAAACACUCAGUUAUUACUGAGGAAGAAAGUUGGUGCUACCAGUAUAGCCCUCACAACAAGUGUCAAAGUGCUGAAUGGCGGAGACCUGGAUUACCAGCCUAAAAAAUACAAAUCAAAUGACAACCUUUGA
This is a messenger RNA of Schistocerca serialis cubense, 816 nucleotides long. RefSeq lists its product as uncharacterized. Lineage: Eukaryota; Metazoa; Arthropoda; Insecta; Orthoptera; Acrididae. The coding region runs from base 214 to 816 and encodes 200 amino acids. The record is from RefSeq and is a predicted model, not a curated record. The transcript has 5 exons.